AUGCCCCGGUACAUCCAAUACACCGAUUUGGCGCAAGUUCUGCGCCCGUUCACUUCCAACGUUGGAGCCGUCCAGGAAAUCCUCUUUGCAUUCGACCAAGCCGUUUCCAACCUCGUCAAACAAGACGAAGUGGACACUCCUGCUCUGAUAGACGUGGAAGAUAACGAUGGAGCCAUCGAAGAUGAUCGCCAUUGGUUCAUGAAUCAGUACGAAGUUGCGCAAGACGUUGCGCUCCAGGCCGUCGGCCCCAAGAUCAACGUCUAUGAUCACACCAAUCCAAUUGCCCACCCGAGUGAGGAUGCGUUCUGUGUCCUUUGUCAAGGUACAGCCGAGGACGAAGAAGAGACCAAAGAGUUACGCUUCUGGGUUAAUCUGCGAGUAUGA
Molecule: messenger RNA, 384 nt
Organism: Pyrenophora tritici-repentis Pt-1C-BFP
Lineage: Eukaryota; Fungi; Ascomycota; Dothideomycetes; Pleosporales; Pleosporaceae
Source: RefSeq, a predicted model, not a curated record